Molecule: messenger RNA, 2343 nt
Organism: Oryzias melastigma (Indian medaka)
Lineage: Eukaryota; Metazoa; Chordata; Actinopteri; Beloniformes; Adrianichthyidae
Gene: twist2
Product: twist2
Exons: 2
Coding region: 266-760 (164 amino acids)
Biological process (GO): developmental process; regulation of transcription by RNA polymerase II
Molecular function (GO): protein dimerization activity; DNA-binding transcription factor activity, RNA polymerase II-specific; RNA polymerase II transcription regulatory region sequence-specific DNA binding
Source: RefSeq, a predicted model, not a curated record
CCCCCGCCCCGCGCUCCAGACCCCUCCCCUUCCACUUUCCAAACUAUUUAGCAUCCGAAACCGGGAUAAAGUUUCCCCAAAAUUUGAAGGAAAACCCUCCCCGCCAAAGGAGCUGCAUGCCAGCAGAGAGCGAACCCAGGGUGUCCAAAAACGCGGCGCGGCCCCCCUCCCUCACCCUGAAGGAUUUCUACCCACUCGUGGAACCACGGCUUCAAAGGUGGACGGCGUCUUUUCCUCUCUUUCCCUGCAUUUCUUCAAGAAAGAAAUGGAAGAGGGCUCCGGUUCUCCGGUCUCCCCUGUGGAUAGUCUGGUGACCAGCGAGGAGGAGCUGGACCGGCAGCAGAAGCGCUUCGCGAGGAAGAGGAGGCACAGCAAGAAGUCCAGCGAGGACAGCAGCGGGAGCAGCCCGGGCCCGGUGAAGAGGGCCAAGAAGCCCAGUCCGAGCAGCACUCAAUCCUACGAAGAGCUGCAGAACCAGCGCGUCCUGGCCAACGUCCGGGAGCGGCAGCGGACUCAGUCUCUCAAUGAGGCCUUUGCGUCUUUGCGCAAAAUCAUCCCCACGCUGCCGUCGGACAAACUCAGCAAGAUCCAGACGCUGAAGCUGGCGUCCAGAUAUAUCGACUUUCUCUGUCAGGUGCUGCAGAGCGACGAGAUGGACAGCAAGAUGUCCAGCUGCAGCUACGUGGCGCACGAAAGACUCAGUUACGCCUUCUCCGUGUGGAGGAUGGAGGGCGCCUGGUCUAUGUCAGCACCUCACUAGCGGCGGGAGAGCCUCUCCUCACGAUGCCAAAGCGACUGUUUACAUCCACAAACCAAAGGGAUUUUUUUGGAGAAACCCCUCGACCUCAAAGGCGUGGCGGAGAUACGUAACGUGACCCGUUCCCCCUAUCCUGCGCGUGUGCGCGUGCGUGAGACUGUCCCGUGAGGACAGACAGAUCUGCAGGACCAAAACCAGCAUUUCUAUAAAGAAAAGGGAAAAGGGAGAAGAUUUUAUUUUUCCAAGACUCUAAAGCAAAGUUGGAAUAUAUUAAGAUGUAGAUACAAAAUAUUUGAAUUCAUAUUGUACAUAUUUGUGUUAUUAUUUCCUGUAAGGGGACCAAUGCAAUUAGGAAGCUUUGGCUGCAUGGAUUUAGUUCCUCCAAACUCCGUCCACUUUUCAUUGUGCUUAUUUAUUAAAAAAAGGGAUUUUUUGAAGGAAAUGUGCUUCACUUUUUUAUUUUUAUUUGUAUAAAAGCAAAAAAACUCAGCUAAAUUCAAUGAAAUAAAAAAUAAAUUAGACAGUUACUUAGAUAAACUUGUUUUUUUUUUCAUUUCUCCUUCAAAGUGCCCUUUUGCCCUCCCCCUCUCCGCUUGUGAUGGAAAACCAAAGCUUAAAAAACAGACCAUAAAAAAAUACGGCUUCAUUAACAGUGGAGGAAACUCGGGCCAGUUUUCAAACUCAGCCACAUAAAAUGUUUGUCCGCUCAAAUAACGGGUAAUCAUUUCAAAUGCCUCUGCGCUCCUUAACGAGCGGGAGCCCCAAAGAGCCCAGAUAAGCACGGAAACGCCGCCUGGAGCCACAGGAGAAGGGGAGGAGGGACCCCAACGAGACUGAAGACAUUCCUUUGAAUCUCUCCUAAUACAUCCAAACUGUUUAAAUCCUGCUUUCCCAGACUUGAUGCAAUCUAAACACUGAAAAAAGAGGCUUUUGUCUGCCAGGGUAAAUGCUAAACCCCAAAUCUGACCUUCAAGAAUCAAAGCUCUGUUUCAGAAAGAGUUUGCAACUUUACAUGUUUCAUGACCUUUAACUUGUUCUGGGUUUAUGCGGCUGCUCUGUCCUGACCCUUUCCACACAGUGUGAAAACAGAAAUACACUUCAAAUCAGAUUAAGGAAUGUAAUCUGAUCCAAAAAGCUGCAAUUUUCCCAGAGUUUAUGCAAUAACAGGCCAGAUCCUCCCCGAGAUCUCUCACAACAAGUUCCCUUUCGGCACGGUGGUCCUGGAUGCUGCUGGGCCGGCCUUCCUACCGAGCCCCACUGAUCCAUAGGAGCCCGUUUGAUACCCGCUCAUUAUCCCGGGCCCUCGCAUCCGAGCGGCUCACAAUCACCCGGGGGCCACAGCUCCAGAGCUGCGAGAGAUCCAGAUGUUUCCCGUAAAAUCAGACGGAAAAAGCUACAAAACUUUAAUUUGCAGUAAAAAAAAAGGAAAAAAAGGGGGGGAUGAAGGUUUACUAUUGGUGCGCCUCAAGAAUAUAUAUAAAAAAAAAAAAAAAUCACCUGAUUCAGUCAGGCUUCAAAAAUGCUCAUUUUUUUAUUCUCUUUUUGAUAUUAAGAAUUUGUAUCAGACGGAUACGAAGAAAGGAGUU